Messenger RNA from Acyrthosiphon pisum (pea aphid), 669 nucleotides. Its product is annotated as 52 kDa repressor of the inhibitor of the protein kinase-like. Gene Ontology annotation, molecular function: protein dimerization activity. The transcript has a single exon. The coding region runs from base 172 to 651 and encodes 159 amino acids. NCBI's taxonomy places the organism in Eukaryota, Metazoa, Arthropoda, Insecta, Hemiptera, Aphididae. The record is from RefSeq and is a predicted model, not a curated record.
GACAUCCACUUACCCUCCUUUUUUAGUUUUAUAUCAUAAUAUCAUAUGAAAAUAUUAUAGCGUCUAAUAAUAAUAAUCACAGACUUCUAUACCAACGCGCGUAUUACAUAGAAAUCUGACGUCUGUGCCAAUAAUAGAUUGUUUAUUAUUGAUGGACAAUGACCGCUGUCGAUGCCGGUCGGGGGUCAGCGACGAUUAACAACGACGAUUUUAUCUUCUUUGUAUUUAAUAAUACCUAAAAUGUGUUUGAAAUCUCCAAUUUUAGAAUCAGAUUUUAGUUUAUAUUCAGAUUUUAUAAAUGUUGGCACAUUACCUUCAGAACUAAAAUUGUGGAAAAUAAAAUGGAUAGCUUUCAAAGAUGUAGAUCGUCCACAUACAGCUGUAGAAGCAUUAAAUUAUUGUAAUCCUGAACUUUUUCCAAAUAUUCAUUUUUUAUUAAAAGUACUAGCUACACUACCGGUUUCCUCAGCAACUCUCGAACGAUCUUUUUCGACAUUAAAACGCGUCAAGACAUUUUUACGAAACUCUGCGGGACAAGAAAGACUAACUGGACUAGCUAUAUUAAUUGUCCAUAGAGAUGUUACGGUUAAUCCCGAUGAAGUGUUAAACCAGUUUGCUCUUCAAAAAGAUAGGAACAUAUUAUUAGUUUAAAAUAAUAUGAUUUGUAUU